AACUCGCGGCCGACUCGUAGAGUGAAGGAAAAACUAAAACAGGCAAAUAUCAUAGCUCUUCUCUUAAGUAGUGUGUUUUAGAUUCGUGUGGUGAUCUAAUAGUGAAUUAUCCGGAAAUUGACAAUUUUGAUUUUGGAAGAGGUGGUUAGCUGUGGGCAUUUCUCAGGCUACUUUGUUGGUGGAAUCGAAUAACAGAAGCAAAAAAAAGCGGUGCGUUCAGAGUUGAUAACUUUUUCGAAAGCCAGUUUCAUCGAAGAGAAUUCGCUGUCGCAGUCAUCGUGGUGUCGCCGUAGAUCAUUCUUGAUACUAUUUGUGGGUGCUUUUAGUAGAUUGUUGGGAAAAAGGGAAGGGAAGAUGGAGUUCCUUGUCUACAGUUGAAAAGUAUGAGAAGGGGUUGCAAGUGUUUUUUUGUUGUUCGUAGUUUAGUGUUGGACAGCAGCAGCAUAUGUGAGGUAGUAGUCUCGUGAAGUGCUUGAACGCUGGAUGCGUGGAGCAGGAAUUAUCCGGACGGUACGGAAGCAGGACGGGGAGGCACAGGCGUCGUUUGAUACUACCGAUUAUUGCUGCGACGUCGAACGCGCGGCGAGGUGCUGCUGCUGAAAAGACGUCCUCCUCGAACGAACGAGAGGCGUUGUGUUGUGAUUUUAAACGAAAAACAACGGGAUUGAAACAGUGACCGGUCGCCCCAGUCGGUCGGCCAGUGAAAAAAACGUUUGGAACAUCCGGAAGUGCUCCUUUAACGCAUCGGAAUUAUCGCGUCGAGUGCUAAAGUAUCAAGAAGUGAAAAAUAAAAACUUUUCGUUUCGGCCCAAACGAAAACGAAGGAUAUUGCGUAUCAAGAAUUUAUGCUGCCGUCGCCGCCACCACGACUCGAGAGAUUGGCAAGUGCGAGUGAACGAAAGCGCGCAAGCACCGUCGGUCGGUCCGUACUUCGGUGGUGAGUGACAGCGAAAGAAGAAAAGAGAUAGAAUAAGAGGCGGUGAAGUUUGGGUGCUUCGAAGUGAGUGAAGGAAGCGCGCUGAGGAAGGAAGGAAGAAGUGCGGGAAUCUAAAUAUUUGGAUAUAAACGCGUAGUAUUGCACGUAGUGAAUGACGUAGCCGCCCCCUGUUGGUUGGUUGGUUGCAAAAAAGUGAUGAAAUUCUGCCGGAAGUAGAUGCCGAUACGACGACGACGCGCUGGUAGGCGAAAAGUGGUGGCUCUGAUGAAGAUAGCUACGGCAUGUAGCACGGUGUGUAGUUCCUUGAAAGUCGACAAGCAGCAGCAGCAGUCAGUCAGUGAUGAAACGCGAAAAAAAUGUCUCAAAAUUUUGUUUACAAGUUAGAAGUGAAAUGGGAUAAGGUGAAAAUGUGUUCCCCACAAGAAAAGAAGGAGGAAAAAGUUAAGCAGCAGCAACAGCAGGAGGAUCAAGUCCGUCGGCUAAGGCCGACAGUAUCGGGUGGUGCAAACAGUGAAUUUAAUAUGAUGGAGUUUCGCAGAACGAGACAGUGCAGCAAAGCAAAUCAUGAGCAGCAGCAGCAGCAGCAGGCAAAUGAGGAAAUCGUGCAACAGCAGCAAUCGGAAGUGGUGGUAGUGUUCCCUAAAAAAUAUUUUCCUUCCUCGGGAUUGACCAACCUGUUGGAGCAGCUAGCGACCAAGCUGAAGCAAAAGCAUAGGACAGAACGUCCGGAGGUGUGCGUGGAAAAGAGAGCGACGGAACGUCGUACUUGCGAAGAAAUGAGUGAAAUCGGUGCAGAGAAGAGUGUAGAAAUGUGUCACCAGAGAAACCAACGAAUAAGAGCAUCAGCACCAGCUACGGCAGCAGCAACCAUUGCCGCCCCGGUUCUGCGGCCCAGCAAGCUGGUUUGGCUCCUGAUGGCCAGCGUGCUUCUGUUCAGUGUGUUCAUUGCACCCGUCACUCCGGUGCAGGGCAACGAAAUUAGGCCGGAGAAACGAGAAUACAAGAAAGGAGAAGUUUGCGGCAGUGUGGACGUGCGAAAUUCGCCCUCCAACCUCGACCGGCUAAAGGAUUGCGUUGUCGUGGAAGGUUUCGUGCACAUCCUGCUGAUCGAUCGGUACGAGGCGAGCUUCGAAAACUACUCCUUUCCGCUGCUAACGGAAAUCACCGAAUAUCUGCUGCUGUUUCGCGUUAACGGACUAACGACGCUGCGGAAGCUCUUCCCGAACCUGGCCGUCAUUCGGGGCAGCUCGCUCGUCAGCGAUUACGCGAUCGUGAUCUACGAGCUGAUGCACAUUGAGGAAGUCGGUCUAAUUUCGCUUACCCACAUAACUCGCGGCAGCGUUCGGAUCGAGAAGAACCCGAAGCUUUGUUUCGCCAACACAAUCGACUGGAAGGCGAUAGCACCCGGUUCGGAUAACUACGUAAAGGAUAAUCAAAAGGAAAAUGCUUGCCCUAUCUGUCCAACGGAAACUAGUCUGAUGCUGCCGGACGGAACGAACAUCACCCAUCGCUGCCCGCUCGCACCUACCAAAGGAGUGAUUCCUCAUCACAAAGAACACCGAAAGACGCUCUGCUGGAAUGCUAAUCACUGCCAACAUAAAUGCGCCGACAGCUGCACGAGCAGGUCGUGCACCCUGACCGGCGAGUGCUGCGACGAGACGUGCCUGGGCGGUUGCUCCGGCCGGAAUGGGUCCAUCUGUAACGUCUGCCGGCAUCUGAGCAUCGAUCCGGCCGGCCGGCGGCAGUGCGUGACCAAGUGUCCGGAGGGUAUGUACGUGUACCACAGUCGCUGCAUCACCGCUGACCAGUGCUACGCCAUCAAGAAGCCCAUCUCGCUGGACUCGAACCAGGAUCUGCCGCAGUAUCCGUACAUUCCGCACAACGAAACGUGCAUCAUGGAGUGUCCGGCCGAUCACGAGCUGCUGGUGGUGAACGAACGGCGGCGCUGCAAGAAGUGCGACAAGGGUGCCUGUCCGAAGCGCUGCGGCGGGGGCAAUAUCGAUAACAUCCAGAGCGCGCAGUCGCUAAAGGGGUGCGAAAUUAUCGAAGGGUCGCUAGAAAUUCAGCUCCGGAGUCGGGGAGGAGAGAACAUAGUCAAGGAGUUGGAAAAAUUUCUCAGUAGCAUCACGGAAAUCAUGGGCUAUCUGAAGAUUGUGCGGUCUUACCCACUGCUUUCGUUGGGAUUCCUAAAGAAGCUUAAGAUAAUUCACGGAACACAUGCCAAAAUUUCGAAUUCAAGUUUGUACAUAGUGGAGAACCAGAAUCUGCAGGAGCUGUUCGAUCGCAAUGUGACCAUCCGCGAGGGAAAGUUGUUUUUCUACAACAACCCGAUGUUGUGCGUGGGAAAGAUUCGUGAAUUGAAAAUCUACAAUCCAAAGUUGGAGAUCGAAAACGAAGCUCAGCUGGCGGCUAACAAUGGAGACCGGGCCGCUUGCGAAAUCACCGAGCUGGAAACUAGCUUGAAGUCGAUUUCAGCCGAAACGGCUAUCAUUCAGUGGGCACCGUUCACGCAGCUGGCCGACAUCCGACAGUUGCUCGGUUAUGUGAUCUACUACAUUGAUGCGCCGUACCAGAAUGUGACGUUUUUCGACGGUAGAGAUGCGUGCAACACCGAAGGCUGGAGGUUGGACGAUAUCAGCGAGUUCAAUACGGAAAAUUAUACCAGCAAAAUACUGACUCAGCUUAAGCCGUACACGCAGUAUGCGUACUACGUGAAGACGUACACGCUGGCUUCCGAAGGGCUGGGCGGGCAAAGUAAGAUCAAGUAUUUUACCACGGCACCGGGAACUCCAGGCGUCGUACGGGAGGUGGACGUUGACGUUCUUCCGGCCGAGGAUAUGCUGACUAUCAAAUGGAAGGUUCCGUCGAAGAUAAACGGUAAACUGCGGUACUACGAGAUUUUCAUCGAGUUGAACGCCGACGGAAAAGAAAUGCUGAAUCAGCGCAACUACUGUAACGAAGAAAUCGAUAAAAGCUCAACAGCGAAUGCGCCGAUUGACAGUCCGACGCUGGCACCGCCACCGAAAAGUUCCUACAAUGGAGACAUUUGCACCGAGGAACAGUGCAGCCGGUUUUGUCCGCUCACGCCCAAGAGGGAGCAGGUAGAUCCAUCGGAAAUCGAACAGCAGAUCAGUUUCGAGGAUCAACUGCACAACUAUGUCUAUAUUAAGAAUCCUACGUUGCGAGACUCAACUAAUCGACGCAAGCGCAGCCUAGUGUUGGCCAGCAAUGUUUCGAUCGUAUUCCCGAACAUUACCGAUACGAACAACAUUGACAACAAGGAGCGCCAAACGAUGAUGGACCCGAACGGGCUGUACUAUCUGACGCUGUUCAACACGACCAUCAACGAAAGUUUCAGCAUACCGCUCAGUGCCCUGAAGCACUACUCACUGUACGUGUUCAAGGUACGAACCUGUAGGCAUCGCGCCGUAAAUCCGGGCAACAAUGUGAAGCUGGUGGAUUUGGAUUCGGCUUGCGGUACCGAUGUUAUUCACAAUUUCCGUACGCCAACGAAAAAGGGAGCGGACGAUAUCCCGCCGGAUUCGAUCCUGGUAGAAGAACAAUCCAAUCACACGCAACGGGUAAUCAAGGUACAGUGGAGAGAGCCGACGAAACCGAACGGCCCCAUCGUGUCCUACUCGAUCAAGUACCAACGGAUGGAUCUGGACUCGCUCCAAGCGAGCGUUCAGUGCGUUUCCUAUCAGGAAUUCACCCAAAGUGGGUUCACCUACUUGCCUAAGCUUGAACCGGGAAACUACAGUAUCCGCAUUCGUGCUAACACAAUUGCUGGCGAUGGCGGCUAUUCGUUGCCUCGAUACAUCCUGCUCGAACGGGAGGACCAUACACAAUUGUUGUUUGGAAUGCUAGGGGCCUUGUUCGGGCUGGUAGUAUGCGUUCUUGCAGGUAUAGGAUACUGGUACAAACGCCACUAUCUGCCGAUGCAGAACAUGCGACUGAUCGCUCAGGUCAACCCGGACUACGCCGGUGUCAUCUACAAGAUCGACGAAUGGGAAGUCGAACGGGAGCACAUAAUUCAGCUGGAAGAGCUCGGCCAGGGCUCGUUCGGUAUGGUUUACAAAGGAAUCCUAACGCAGUUACGAGGCGUCAACGGGAAUAUCCCGUGCGCCAUCAAGACGGUCAACGAAAAUGCAACCACCAAAGAGCGCGACAGCUUCCUGAUGGAGGCGUCCGUAAUGAAGCAAUUCAAAACGCACCACGUGGUUCGGCUGCUGGGCGUUGUUUCGCAGGGUGACCCGAUACUCGUCAUCAUGGAGCUGAUGGCGAACGGCGAUCUGAAGGGUUACCUGCGGCGGCACCGGCCGGACUAUGAGAACGGCGAAGAUCCCUCGCCGCAGCCGCCGACGCUGCGGCAAAUCUACCAGAUGGCCAUCGAGAUUGCCGACGGGAUGGCGUACCUGUCGGCGAAGAAGUACGUCCAUCGGGAUCUGGCGGCCCGAAACUGCAUGGUAGCGGGCGAUCUGACCGUCAAGAUUGGCGAUUUCGGCAUGACCCGAGACAUCUACGAGACGGACUACUAUCGGAAGGGAACGAAAGGUUUUCUCCCAGUGCGAUGGAUGUCGCCGGAAAGUCUGAAAGACGGCGUCUUCACCAGCAGCAGUGAUGUGUUCAGCUACGGUGUGGUCCUAUGGGAGAUGGCCACACUUGCCUCGCAACCGUACCAGGGUCUGACGAACGACCAGGUGCUGCGGUACGUAAUUGACGGUGGCGUCAUGGAACGCCCAGAAAACUGCCCGGACAAACUGUACGACCUAAUGCGGCGGUGCUGGCAGCACCGACCGACAGCACGGCCUACCUUCAUGGACAUCAUCAACAUGCUGCUGCCCGAUGCCAGCAGUCGGUUCCACGAGGUGUCGUUCUUCGAUUCUUCGGAAGCGCACGAGAUGGCACCAUUACAGCAUCAAAUAAUCAUGGACGAUGUUACCUACCCGUUGCACCCCGGGGGAGGCGGCGACAGUUGUGGCGUCGCCGCUGGCGAUGAUGAUGACGACGACGACGAUGUAAUGGACAAGGACGGAGAAAUGCGCAUCGGUGACGUCGGCACCGACGACGAGUUCUCGAUGGAGAUGACCAACAGUCAUCUGGUGCCGAACAACGGUCCGACGGCCACCAUCCGCUCGCCGCACUCGCCACUAAGGGAGCAACAUGGAAACCGAUUGAUCUGUGAUUCAUUAGCCAUAUCAUAUCAUAGUAGGGAUAUUGAUACAACCAUAGCCGAAGAGGAGGAACCGAUUGAGGAGGACAACGACGACGAUGAUGAUGAUGACAACGACGAGCACGGGGGUGGCGCCGUCGGCGCGGCAACAACCGAAUUGAUAGUGAUAGAUGAAACGGCGGCAGCGGCGGCGGCUAAGGCCGAAAGCCGUGAUCGUACGGGCAGAGAUCGUCGCAGCAACAGCCGGAGCAGAGAACUGGAACAGGGUGGCACAAGCAGAAACAACAGAAAUAGCAGGGUCAAAAGUAGAAGUGUUAGUCCUGGCUAUUGUGGUGUGUCUCGUAACCACGAUGCAGCGGCAGCAGCAGCAGCAGCACCAGGAAGUAGUCAACUAAGUCAGAACAGAAGAAGAAGCGGUAGUAGUGAGUUUGCAGGUAACGUAACACAACAUGACUACGUGAACAGUGCCCCAGGGGUGCUGCUUUCCACUGGUGAUAACCUGCUGUCAGGUAGUGGUUACUCUUACGGUUCCAACGCCGGACACGGGUCAAUUCCAAUGAUUCCUCCGCCACCGCAGAAACAACAGUCCCUUAAUAGGCAACAACAGCAACAGCAACAGCUGAUCGAUAUCGACUCGGAUCCCUACGGGAAGGAGUUUGACGCGAUCAGUUCCGAUAGUAGUAGAAUUUCGGCAGCAACUGUAACAGGAGCAAUGGCAGUACCGACAACAACAACAGUAGGGAAUAGAAUAAAUGGGCGUGUUGGUCUCGCUUCGCAGCCCGAAAGCAGUAGUAACAAGGAGUUCGUUCCUCCCCGUUUGAGGAAUGGUUUCAUCGAACGGGCCGUUCUUUGGUCUCCGACGACGGAGAGUUCGACCGGUGAAGCGUGAGACAGCACUGCCGCCAAUCCAAACAGCAGCAAACACAAGCAGAAGUAAUCCAACUCACACAAACACACAGUUCCGUGCGUGUGUGCGCCAGCGAAUCGUGGGCGCACGAAAACACACGCACACAAUUAACAGUUCCACGUGUCCGCCAGCAGCUGGCGGGGACAAACUGAAAAUGAUACAGGCUAGCCUUAGGCACUCGCAAUGAUGGGCCAUAGAUAGCAGAAGAAGUAAACAAGUAUUCAAACAAAAAACCCCUUUUAACCAGUAAAUCUUUUAAGUACACACACCACCACCACCAUCAUCAUUCAUAUUCAUAUUGAACCAACAAUCAAUCAACCGCUCACUCACAUAUACAAAUGCAUUAUUGUAACAAAACAACACACCACACACAUACGCAAUCAAGCAUUACACUAACACAACUUAGAUAGGUACCCUUCGAUUUCUUGUUCAUUGUUUAGCCUACCAAAUCCAACACACGAUUAUACAAAUGCACAUCCGCGAGAAAAAGAAAAAGAGAGAGAGAAAAAAACGAAACAAAUAUCCAAAGAGGCUACUACAAAACCAUGCAAUGAAAUUAACUAAUCAACAAACAACCCCCUUUCCAUGUCCUGACAAAGAAAAAAAAAACAAAGUUCUCAACUUUUAGAAUUGAUCAACAAAAAAAAUUAUUAAAAUCGUCGACGUUUUGGCUGCUCCCCUCGUUUUGUACUAUCAUCAAAAGAAGAAAAAAAAACAAACAAAUCAAUCCUUCCUUUUGACACACGCACUCGAAAGAUUUCCACUUUAGACAAAUGAAACAAAAGAAGAAGAAAAAAAACGCGUUAAUAAAAACUGUACCAUUUAUUUUAAUAGAAAGAAGUGUAUGUAUUCGUUUAACUAGUGUUUAUUUAUAACGGAAUACUUUUUUCGCCCGUACAAACGAAAAAAACAAAAGAAAAAAGAGAACAUAACCUCAAACACAUACCCACACACAUUCAAACACACACCACACACACACACACUUCGAACGCAGAGCGAGAAAGAAGCGCGAACAGGCAAUGUUUUUCGUGUGUAAAAACAACGGAAAAAAAUCUAAUAGAAUCAACAGACUGACCGACAGCUAAAAGCAAUAUUUUUGUUUUGUUUUUUAGUUUACUUUUUUUAUUUUCAUUUAAUUUUUUUUGUUUAAUUUUUACUCUAAUUUCAAUCCCACCAGAAGAGUUAGUAACAUACAUACAUACCUAUGUAAUAAUAACGCACGCACGAACACGCACGCCCGCAAAAGAGCAGUUAAACAAUCCCUCAAAUAAAGGAAACAAACGAAAAAAAAAACACGCAAGCAAGUAUCAUCCAAAUUCGUGACGGAAACGGAAUAGAUAAUGGCGUUGGUGACGAUUGCGCGAAAGAAAAGUGGAAGGCACAUGGUGCAACCCUAUGUGCGUUUAUAGAUUUAGGAUAAAAAGAGAUAGAGAGAGAGCGCGCGAGAGAGUGUGGCUAAAAGGUGCAAAGGUAAAAGUGCGUGAAUGUGUUCUGUUUACCGCGGAUGGAACAAGAGAGAAAACAAUACGUUUAUUAUGAUUAUACUAUUUAAGAGAUCACUUGAUUAAAGAAAGGAAUAUGAAAGUGUAAGCAAACACACGCUGUAGGUUAGACCAAAUGAACCAGAGCAAAAAGCUAUAGCUAGAAGAAAACAUUAAGUGUAAACAGAAGAAGUAUAGAGAUAACAAAAUGAAACGGAAAACCACGCGUACGCACACAUGAUGCUGUGGACUGUGGCAGAUGUAAAUUUUUAGGAUUUUGUUUUAGGAAAAUGGAAUUGAGCGGAAACGCAACAACCACGUUUCGAGCAGAGAGAAAGAGAAAGAAACCAGAUUAGGUAAGAAAGUGCGCGAGUGUAAAGUUUAUUAAAUUAGAAUUUUUGUUUUCGACACAACAACGAUUGAUUUGUUAGCGUGACAGCGGCAAAAAAAUUAACCACAAUCGAUCACAAAUCAAAGUCACAGAGUUUUGGUGCUUCCGCGACUUUGGAGGCGCCUACACACUUCAUCCGUAGAAAAAAAAUCUCCAAUACACAUUAAAAUAGUUACACCACAUCAAAAACAAAUGAACAAACACGAAUAAGCAAUGGCUUUUUAGUGGCAAAAGAAGAAUACUAAUUUAUAUACACAAAAUUUUAAUUUACAGAAAAUCAUUGAGAAUAAAAACGAUCGCUGAAGAUUAAAUUAUUAAAUUAUCAAAGCAAGAAAGAGAAAUUAAACUACAUUUCUUGAGGUACAAAUUAAAGUCUGAUUUAUAUAAAGUUCCUCCCCCAAAAAUUAGGAAUAUACCGAUUCAAUCAUUUUCGUUAGCGCAGUUCGUGUGAGUGCAAAAAAGGUGCCCGUAAAAGUGAGUGCGAAUGAGUGAGUGAGUAAGUCAGUGAAUGGGUGAAAGAGAGAAGCACUCGCACGCACACAACAACAGUUGGCCACAAACAAACAAAGGAUUAAGGAAAAUGAACCUGCAAUACAAAGUAGUAACGUUAUUUUUAGCGGUAAAUUCGUUGAUUUAUGAGAUAAGUUUUUUUUUGUUUUUAGCAAAACAAAAAGAAGGAAAGGAAAAAAAGAACGAGCAAACGCAGCUUUGUUCGGGAUCAUUCAGUGGAAAUCAGCCGGUUUGAAAUAAAAGAAAGCAAAAAAAACACUGAAAUAAUUAGACACUUAUACACAUACCACAUAAUCACACAACCACACAACAACAACAACAACAAAAGCGUCAAUAGAUAGUAAUUUUUUAAAACGAAGAAAUGCAAACAAAUUUUUUAAAUUUAAAUGCGUACCAGCUAAUAUUUUUAUUUAUUUUCCCUCCGUGUUUUUAUAUACAAACAAUAGAAACUGUUAGUAAAAAGUAAAAAAAAACAAAACCAGAAGCAGAAAGAAUGAAGGAGUGAACGAGAAAAAAGACGAACGCAACCCGCGCAACUUAACAGAAUAAAAAUGUAAAACAAACUAAGAUUGUAACUAAGAAGAUCGUUAAGAGUGAAAGGAGCUAGAGAAAAAAAAGAUGCGAAGCAGAACCUAAUGGAUUUUAUUUAUUUAUUCACAAGCACACUCCCAAAACACGAUUGCUCUAACGGCAACAUACCGUAAAAAAAGAAGAGAGAAAAAAAUGAGAGUUGCGAGAGAUCACCGAAAAAAAAACAACCUAGUUGAUAGCCGAAACAAAUAGAAAAGAAACAAAAAAAAGUGGGAAUAUGAAAAAAACCAAACUGUACAUAGUAAAUUAAUUUAUUUUUAUUGAUAUUUAGUAUUAGUUGUAACACACGUUUUUUUUUAUAGUCGGUAAAGAAGGCAAAGGCAAACGACGACGACGAUGACUAGGAAGGAGGACGGGCCGAGAUUUCCUGUUUGGUUUGUUCGUCGACAAUAUUCCUACCAACAGUUUUAUGAUACACCAUUCUACAGCAGCAGCACCUGUCCUGUGUCCCACCUCAGGAUUGCUGUCCGUUCCAUUCAAGUUCCAUAAAAACCCGAAAAAGAAACUGAAAAUCUGAAAACUGAAUGCGAUUAGUUUGCGUUAGCCAAAAGCCAGUCCAGGGGAUCUGAUGUGGUGAUUUGGGUGGGCAAAAGACAUAAACCGAUCAGAAGGAUCCAGCAUGUUAAGGCUAUAUGUCGAAAAAGGAUUUUAAAAAGUUUAUUUAAAACUGGUCAUUAGAAUCAUUAAUUGGUUGUGUAUCUUACCUUAGUGCUUUUGUUUAGAAAAAUAUGUUCUUUCUCUUUUGUCCAAGAAAAAUUUUCAAAAAUCUGAAGGCACUUUCUUAAAAAAGGGCGAUCAGCGAAGUGUCAGAAACUACGAAAGCACGUUCCCCCGUUUGCACAUAAAUCUAACCGUAAGGCAGUAACUUGGGACCAUUUUUGUUCCUUAACAAAGCUGCCCAUUUUGCACUCCGCACCAGCUUUAUCGAAACCUUUGAAUUGCACGACUGCAGAGGAAGUUCAUAUGAUUGGCUCUGCGGAAAUUUCCUUUGUCUAAACAAAAUAAUUUGCAGCAGUAUCGCUGUUGCUUGCUUGGCCUAGAUGAGCUAGAACGUCGACGAAAAACGUAAGACUUUGUUUGAGGCAAAACGGGUAAAACACAAAACUGUUACUCAGUGAAGCUGGUUCUUCGCAACUACUACCGCUAGUAAGAAUUUGGCCGUAAUAAGCCGGUAGCUUCUUGCGCUCCAGAAGAGUGUUCAACCGUGUAAAGGAUCACCUGGAUUUCGGUGAGGCUUGAAAUAAGUUUAGUCAAACUUUGACAAAAUCGAAUUCUUAAUAGAUUUAUUUAGUUGAUUCAUAAGGACUGUUAUUCGAAUGGAUUUUGCAAUAAUAAAUCAAAAAAUUAACGAAUUUAUAAACCAUAUAUGCAAUAAAAAUAUGCUUUUUGCAUGAAGAAAAAAUCCUCGGAAAUAAAGCAGUCCACUGAUAGAGACACAAGACACAGACAAAGCUACCGUACAAAGUGCACCCUGUACAGGUCACUUCUUAGACCAGUUGUUCGCUACGGUCCACUAAUAACGGAAACUGUAACAUGCCUUUUGUGGAUGGAAUGAACAUGAAUAAUACCAAUUGGCCAUCAGUAUGGAGAAAAGUGAUUAAUUCUGUCGCCCGUAGCGGCUUGCAUCUUUUAAUCAACACAAGAACUGAACACAGACAAACAAAGAUACAUCAUCGGUAGAGCAGAUAACAAAAAUGGUCCGUCCCGCGCGUCGCAGCAGCCUGGGCAUGUUUCCGGCAAAGGAACAACAGAAUAAACUUGUAAAUUUACUGCUUUAGAAUCUGAUAAUUCCAAACACGCUCUAAUACAAGUGUUUGAAGCUAAAUUCGACAAAACUCAAAAAGUGCGAUCACUGAAAAAAGUGCCUCCAAGAGCAGAACAGCUUCUAACCAAUUGUCCUCUCUAUGAAACACAACACCAGGAUAACAACAUGAAAAAAUUGAUCUAUAUAAUUUGUGCAAUCUGAAUUAUGGCUUGGCCAGUACUUGCGAGUCAGUAAGAUCCUUGCACUAGCCCCGUACGUAAUAGUCCUGUACUCUAACAGCCGGCUGCUUAUGCCAGCGUGUUCGUUAGAAUGAGUGCGCGUGUGAGGAAAUUAGACCACACGUGUGUGAACUUCGCAGCACUAGUUAGAUAACCGUAUUUUUUCUACGCAGCUAAACCGAUCCCGCCACUGUCUGUAACACUCAGUUGAUCUGUAGGCAAAUUGUGGAUUUUGGUUUUUAAGCCGAUCCAAUUUAUCUGGACCUUCUUUCGACGUGUAGGCCUCACGGGAUAUUGCUGGGUACAAUGGAUCGGCUAGGUGUUACUACGGACGCCAUCUGCUGGAUAAGAUUUUACUUGACUAACCGGUAUUGAUGUUACAAAGUAGCAUCUACUGUUUACAAAUGCUUCUCAAAUCAUUCUGAAAUGUCCCGCAGGGCAGCAACAUGGGCUCGCUUCUUUUUUCGAUUUCUAUAGACAAUGUUUCAGUGCUACUAUCAUUCGACUGUCGACUGUUUUAUGCUGAUGGUAUAUUUUUUUCUUUGUGGAUCUGUAGGAAUACUUGAAUAUCUUUGUGCAGUGAAGUGCAUAACGUUAAAUAUACACCCUUAUUUUUUUUUUCGUUCGAAUAAUAUUCGUUCGAAAGUUAAGCCGAUUCGUAUUGUUGUUUUCGUUCGAAUGAAUUCGAACGUUCGAACGUCCCUUCUUUUUGUUCAUUCGAAUAUGAGAAUAGUGCUUCCCGAUUCGUUCGGACCAAGUUAUUCGUACGAAUGUAGAAUACGGCCGUAAACAAGAAUAAAGGUGAUAGACAAGUGCUAUAUUAUUUCAUUUUAGCACAAAUCGAAAACAACUAUUUCGGGUUACUGCCUCUUCCAUGUACAGCAUGUUACUGUUUUGAAAAUGCUAAAAGUAAAGCAAAGCCUAUUGGUGCUGCUUUCCGUUACCGAAACUUGACUUUCUGUUUUUUUAUACGACAGACUUUGCAGUCAGUUGUCAGCUCGUGUUGUAUCAAAAACUUGUCUCCAUUGUACUCGGCCGUGGACCAAUUCAUUGAGCAUCUCGAAACUCGCCAAUCAGCUCCAAACUGAUCAAACAAUCUAGCACGUUGGCUUCACGCUAUUCCUGGUGCAGGAAGGGCUCUUAAAGAGAGCGCAUUUCACUACACAGUCGUCCGGCAUCCUUGUGACGUGGCCGGCCCACCGCACUAUGGGCCAGAAAUUAAAAUUUCGGGACAAAAAUAUUUGCAGUUAAACAGCAUGUCUCAGCUCAACGUGAUCUUCGGCAACUUUUUGAAUAAAAAAUUGAUGCAUAUUUUGAGGGGUCGUCCAAUGGCUAAGCGUUACUUAAAGAACAAUUUAAGUAAUAACUUU
Messenger RNA from Sabethes cyaneus, 13343 nucleotides. RefSeq names its product insulin-like receptor. NCBI's taxonomy places the organism in Eukaryota, Metazoa, Arthropoda, Insecta, Diptera, Culicidae. Gene Ontology annotation, molecular function: insulin receptor substrate binding; insulin receptor activity; ATP binding. The coding region runs from base 1294 to 6999 and encodes 1901 amino acids. Gene Ontology annotation, biological process: cell surface receptor protein tyrosine kinase signaling pathway; multicellular organism development; positive regulation of phosphatidylinositol 3-kinase/protein kinase B signal transduction. Gene Ontology annotation, cellular component: insulin receptor complex; membrane; axon. The transcript has 15 exons. The record is from RefSeq and is a predicted model, not a curated record.